AUGAGCUCCUCAGAGUCCCCAGAGGCGCCACAAUUGUGGCGCCUCUUCGAUGAGGCUCCUGAAGAGGAAGUGUACCCACCCCAGGCCCUGUCACGCCCAGAGGCGGCACAAUUGUGGCGCCUCUUCGAUGAGGCGCCUGAAGAGGUGGUGUACCCACCCCAGGCCCUGUGCGACUUCACUCUCACCACAAAGGACGGCGGCACCUUCAGGGUGCACACGGCCAUCCUGGCGGGCUCGUGCAAAGUCUUCGACCGCCUUUUGCAAGACGUGCCUGGCACCAAGGCGAUGUCGGUGGUGGAGACGGCGCAUGAGCUGCAGGUCGGAUUGCUGGACCCCCUCUACCGCCGACCAGACAUGCUAAGCCCUCCAGUGCUGACCAACAUGGCGGAUGUGCGCCUCAACCUGGAGCUGGCCCGAAAGUACCAAUGCGAGGCGCUGACUGCGCUCUGCGACCGCUUCCUGUACCAGUGUGAGCUGUCCAUUUGCCCAGAGUGA
Molecule: messenger RNA, 495 nt
Organism: Chlorella variabilis
Lineage: Eukaryota; Viridiplantae; Chlorophyta; Trebouxiophyceae; Chlorellales; Chlorellaceae
Exons: 1
Coding region: 1-495 (164 amino acids)
Molecular function (GO): protein binding
Source: RefSeq, a predicted model, not a curated record